UUGGAUUCAAAUUGGAUGCGAAAAUGUGUGAAAAGUGAUUCUAGUGACAGUUGGGAAAAUUACGGAACCUUGAAUUUGUCUAAUUGAUUGAAAAUUAGCCGGCAGAAAUAUUAAAAAUAAUGCAAUUCAUGAGCACGAAUCGAAUUUGCCAAGUUUUUUGCUAAACGGAUUUCAUGCUUCAGUUAAAGCUUGUCAGUGAUAAAAACAAAAUAGUUAACGUGACUAUCAAUGUGCAUUUAUUUAAAUUUGAGCAAGGUCGCAACAAUAAUGACCUCAACCUGGCUCUGGAUGUGGCUGGGUAUUGGGUUAUUACGCCCAAGCCAUGCCCACUACAUACAAAUCGAUCAUGAGGAAUUUCGCGCCAGUGGAUAUCCACAUCCUCCACUGCCACCUGCACCGCUGACCCCACUGGAAUUGGAGCAUCUGCCACAUGUGGUCGCCUCUAAGCAGUUAACCCCGGGCGAGGUUAUGGUUGAUCUGACCAAUGAUCUAACACAUCGGUUGCUACACUAUCACGCCAUCCUCAAUCGCAAUAAUUUUGCAUUCUCGCCAACGGCGCUGGUCAGCGUGCUGGUAGCUCUCUACGAAGGGUCUUCGGGAAGGAGUGCAACGGAGCUGAGGAAUGUGCUGCAAUUGCCCAACAAUCGUGACGUCAUACGCGUUGGAUAUCGUGACAUACAUCGACGAUUGCGGACGUAUUUCUUCGGGUCUGAUAAUCCCUUAAAGGGCCUAAGCUUGAGUAGGAGCAAUGUGACAGUUCUCAAGGACUUCGAAACUGUACUGAUGUUCUAUGGCUACGAUUUAAGUAUCGAUAUGCGAUCAUCAACGCCAGCGAAUAUUACAACAGAUGCACAAAUGGCCAAUACCACCGUGGCCAGUAAUGCGACCGCUGAGGAGAUGCAGGAUACUACUACACCAAAAGACGAGGAAACAACAACAACAACCGAGUUAAUCACAACAACAACUGAAGUUACAACAACAAUACCAACAACAACAACCACCGAGGAAACAACUACGAUAGAAGCAGAGACAACAACAACUGAGGCAACAGAAACAACGUCUGGCGAGGCAGCUGAGGAUGGAGGUGAAGAUGAGGCCGCUGAGCUUGUCUCUGCAUUUGUGGCCGAAGAGGAUGCAGAACCGUUUCUUAGGAUUCAAAAGGCACGCGUUUCAAGAUUACCCACCAGUAAACUCCAAGCACCCCUCAAACACUCCAACCCCAUAACGCCCAAGCCCAACUAUCUGCCAAGUGCUCGAAUUUCCAUUAUGCCAAUGAUGGAGCGCCAGGUAGCAGCACCACUGCAAAGAAGGAUGAAAUCAUCGAACAGUGCUCGACAAGUUUUUAAUACAACUGCGGCAAAUCCUCGCAAAUCGAGCACAAGUACAGCACGCCACAAGAGACACGUUUUGGGCUAUAAGGAACUGGAUGCGAAUCUUUUUGUGGCCCUAUUUAAUCCACAUGCACCACAUGGUCCACCCCACCCGCUGCCCAUACCAUCCGCCGCUGCCUUUGCGCAUAUUACCAACGAUUUUGAGCCGCAUUUUAUUAGUGAUGGGGCGGAGACAAAAACCAACUAUAAUACGGAUGUAAUUAGCCACGUUUUUUAUCUGGGCAAUCAGCAGGUGGUGCACACCACCUUUAAGGUAUACAAUGCGGUCUUGUAUUACAAGUACUUUGAGCACUUGAAGAUGAGUGUGCUGGAGUUGGAGUUGGACACACCGGAAUAUAAUCUAAUGAUACUGCUGCCCGAUUAUCACAUGGAUAUUGUGGCAGCUGCUGCCUCGUUGAAACUCGGACCAACGCUGCGACUGAUGCGCAAACAGUUAAAGCCACGUUGGGUGCAGGCCAUCAUACCCGAUUUUAAGCUCCAUGGCACCAUGUUUCUCACCAACGAUCUUCAAAAUAUGGGCAUCUGCGAUAUAUUCGAGCCAAAUCGCGCAGACUUCCGACCCAUGACUGAUGAGAAAGGCGUCUAUGUGCGGCACAUUGAGCAAUCGAUCGAUGUCAACAUUCGUACGCAUCCCAUCAAUCAGCUUAAACGCAACUCAGGUGCCCAAACGAAACCCAUACAGAUCUCUGUUAAUCAUCCGUUUCUGUUUUUCAUCAUUGAUCGCGACUUGGACGUGGCGGUUAUGUCGGGCCGUAUACUCAAUCCACUCAACGUGCGCAUACAAUGAGGGAUCCACUGUUGAGGCAAAGGCACUGGUGCAAAACGAAGGUCAGCACGUAUUGACAGCAACAGAAAGUGAAGCUGGGGAGCAAUGUCCGCUUCCUGGGUUACUACUUAAACAUCUAUGUACAUUCAAAUGUUGUAUAAUUGUCAAAUGUAUAUAACGAAAAAAUACUUUGUUUUAUAAAUGAU
Messenger RNA from Drosophila grimshawi, 2363 nucleotides. RefSeq lists its product as uncharacterized. The transcript is spliced from 5 exons. The record is from RefSeq and is a predicted model, not a curated record. Gene Ontology annotation, molecular function: serine-type endopeptidase inhibitor activity. NCBI's taxonomy places the organism in Eukaryota, Metazoa, Arthropoda, Insecta, Diptera, Drosophilidae. The coding region runs from base 229 to 2178 and encodes 649 amino acids.